AUGUCUAAGUUAUUCCUUGUUGGAAAUUACGUACUUUACAUGUAUGCACAAAAAACUCUUCCUCCAAGGAAAAAGAAGCCGGUCUCCAAGAAGAAGAUGAAGAGGGAGAGAAUGAAGCAAGGUGUUUCUGCACCUGGAGAGUAG
Molecule: messenger RNA, 144 nt
Organism: Juglans regia (Persian walnut)
Lineage: Eukaryota; Viridiplantae; Streptophyta; Magnoliopsida; Fagales; Juglandaceae
Product: DNA-binding protein S1FA1-like
Exons: 2
Coding region: 1-144 (47 amino acids)
Biological process (GO): regulation of DNA-templated transcription
Cellular component (GO): nucleus
Molecular function (GO): DNA binding
Source: RefSeq, a predicted model, not a curated record